Messenger RNA from Glycine soja, 699 nucleotides. Its product is annotated as pyruvate kinase isozyme G, chloroplastic-like. Bases 27 to 440 code for a protein of 137 amino acids. The transcript is spliced from 3 exons. Lineage: Eukaryota; Viridiplantae; Streptophyta; Magnoliopsida; Fabales; Fabaceae. The record is from RefSeq and is a predicted model, not a curated record. Gene Ontology annotation, biological process: glycolytic process. Gene Ontology annotation, cellular component: cytoplasm; chloroplast stroma. Gene Ontology annotation, molecular function: potassium ion binding; magnesium ion binding; pyruvate kinase activity.
AUCAAACAGGAGGACAGCAUUCGAAGAUGUCAAAUUAUGCAAAGCCUGUUAUUGUGGCAACAAGUAUGCUUGAAAUCAUGAUUAAUCAUCCCACACCAACAAGGGCAAAAGUCUCAGACACUGCAAUUGUAGUAAGACAAGGUGCUGAUGCUAUCAUGCUUUCAGGAGAAACUACACAUGGAAAAUUUCCGUUGAAAGCUGUUAAAGUUAUGCACACGGUGGCUCUUAGGAAUGAAUCCAGUGUUCAAAGUGGUGUUUCUUAUCCGAGUCAACUGAGUUCCCAUGAAAGCCACAUGGGAGAAAUGUUUGCUUUCCAUGCGACAACAAUGUCUAACACUCUUAAUACUCCUAUUAUUGUUUUCACCAGAAUAGGAUCCAUGGCAAUUCUUUUGAGCCAUUAUAGGCCUUACUCAACAAUCUUUGCAUUCAUGAAUGAGUAAGCAUUAGCAGGAUGUGUGCUUUUAUACUGAAAUUAUUUGUUUGAAGGCCACCCAACAUAGUUAUUUUUUUGUCUUUUUCUGCUUUAUAAUUUUUAGAGGGUGUUAAGUAUAGAUGCUUAAGUUAAUGUUCUAUUAUUGCACCCACAAAUUUAUGAUUUCUCUAUUUGCAUAGCAAGAAUUAAGCAGAGGUUGGCGCUUUAUCAUGGCAUUAUGUAUUGGGAAUAAAUUUGUAUGUCCACGAUUCAAGUCAUCAUGUAAU